Trichoderma gamsii is the source of this 939-nucleotide messenger RNA. RefSeq lists its product as hypothetical. The transcript has a single exon. Gene Ontology annotation, cellular component: nuclear exosome (RNase complex); cytoplasmic exosome (RNase complex); nucleolus. Bases 1 to 939 code for a protein of 312 amino acids. Lineage: Eukaryota; Fungi; Ascomycota; Sordariomycetes; Hypocreales; Hypocreaceae. The record is from RefSeq and is a predicted model, not a curated record. Gene Ontology annotation, biological process: poly(A)-dependent snoRNA 3'-end processing; rRNA catabolic process; U4 snRNA 3'-end processing.
AUGGCAGAUCGAAGACGAGUCAACGGGCCCGGCAGCUCUACCUUGCCGCCAGUCUAUGACGAUGGCGAAUUAAAUGCAGCUUCGCGUCGCCAGCGAGCACCUGAUGCCAUCCGGCCACUCUGUGAGACAAAACCCAUCCCAACCAUAUGCAGCUAUAUGAGCUAUCACGAGAAUUUGGAGACUAAGACUUUACGACUAGAUCUCAAGACAGGGGUAACACCCUCAGCAUCCGGCUCAGCCUAUCUCGAGAUUGAGCCCAGAGAAGGCGAACACGGCUCAGGCAUGAAAUUGACGUGCACCGUCCAUGGACCCAGAUCCCUUCCACGCUCUGCUCCUUUCUCGCCUUACAUGGUGCUCUCAACCCAUGUCAAGUUUGCUCCAUUCGCCACGAAACAGCGCAGAGGCUAUCUUCGUGACUCCAGCGAAAAGGAUCUCAGCACACACCUGGAAACGGCCCUCCGCGGAGCGCUGAUUGCUGACCGGUGGCCCAAGAGUGGCGUCGACAUCGUCGUCACGAUUAUCGAGGGGGAGUCAACUCGGCAAGACGCGGUGGAGCGGCGAGUCGAGGAAUGGGACGUGAUGAACGUGCUGGGCGGGUGUAUUACUGUUGCUUCUGCAGCCAUUGCCGAUGCAGGUAUUGACUGCGUCGACACUGUUUCUGGAGGAGUAGCUGCGCUGGUGGCGAGCAAGGAUGGCAACGAUGCCUCCAUUGUGCUGGACCCUGUUGCGCUGGAGCACGAGUCUGUUAUGGCUGCUUGCUGUGUGGCAUAUCUGCCCAACAGAGAUGAAGUCACAAACCUCUGGUUCAAGGGCCAGCUACCCUUGUCUGCUUCAUACAAUCACCAAUCACUAGUUUCAAGGGCGGUGCAGGCGAGCAGAGGAACACAUGGGUUGAUUUCAGCGUCUUUAAGCGAAGCUAUUGGCAGUACUCAAAACUAA